This is a messenger RNA of Lichtheimia ornata, 456 nucleotides long. RefSeq lists its product as uncharacterized. The record is from RefSeq and is a predicted model, not a curated record. Bases 1 to 456 code for a protein of 151 amino acids. Lineage: Eukaryota; Fungi; Mucoromycota; Mucoromycetes; Mucorales; Lichtheimiaceae. The transcript has 7 exons.
AUGGCUAGACCACUUUAUUCGAAACGAUUAUCAAAAGAACUACGCGAUCUUGCAGCCAAUCCUCCAGAAGGUGUAUCAGUAGAAGAUGCCAACGAUUUCAAAAGAUGGAAACUUCGGAUAUGUGGAGCACCGGGUACUCUCUACGAGGGAGAAGAAUUCGAUUUGGAGUUCCGGUUUACGCCCGAGUAUCCAUUGGAAUCACCAGAAGUGCUCUUUGUCCAGCCUCGUGUCCCGAUUCAUCCACAGUACAUUUAUUCCAAUGGUCAUAUUUGCCUCAACAUCUUGUACAAAGAUUGGUCACCGGUCCAGACUGUGGCGCAAGUAUGUUUAUCCAUCCAAUCAAUGCUGUCGAGCUGUACAAAGAAGGAACGGCCUCCAGACAACGAUCUCUACGUCAAAUCAGCACAUGCAUCACCCAAAAAGACGGCUUGGGCUUUCCACGACGAGAGUGUAUAA